AUGAAGUGCUGUGUCUUCUUCAUGCUCAUGAGCAUGGCUGGAGUCAUUCUGGCAGAAGAAUCUAACCCUGAGAAGACGAAUGAAGUAGAUUUUACUAUCCCUUAUAUGGUCUACCUGCAGUCCUUCCCAGAACCCUGUGUGGGCACACUCAUUCACCCUCAGUGGGUACUGACCGCUGCUCACUGCCCCUCUCCUGUUAAAAUCCGAUUGGGAAUUUAUCAACCCAACAUCAAAAAUAAGCAUGAGCAGACCCAGAGUUACUCGAUGACUGUGCCCUACCCUGACUUCAACUCAGAAUAUCUGAACGAUGACCUGAUGAUGAUAAAACUGUCUGAGGCUGCUAAAAUCACCACCCAGGUGGGAACCAUAGCCAUAGCUAUGGAACCCUUAUCACUUAAUGAAUCCUGCUUUAUCCCAACCUGGACCUGGAGUAACUAUAAAAACCUUACUGACCCUGACAUCCUGACUUGGAUAAACCAAUAUACUCGUCCCUACUAUGAGUGCCAGAAUAUGCACGACGAAAGAACGGCAGUAAACACCAUGUGCAUGGGGCAGCCUCUAAAGACCCUAUCCGACACUAAGGAAGUCUCGGCAGCUCCGGCCAUCUGCAGUGGGAGGGUACAUGGAAUCUUGAGCUGGUCAAGAGGAAGUGUCACCCUUGGAAACGAAGGAUUCUUCACAGAAAUCAGUUCUUAUUCAAGAUGGAUUAUGAGCAUCAUUGAAAGCUACUGAGGGGUCUCUGGUGCUCCAUCCCCUCAGUGCAGUAUCUUCACGAUUUCCAGCCUGGAUCUACAACUCUCUUUAUUAUGUUUCUUGUUCUUGAGCAGAAUUUAUUAAAAAGAAAUGA
Molecule: messenger RNA, 847 nt
Organism: Capra hircus (goat)
Lineage: Eukaryota; Metazoa; Chordata; Mammalia; Artiodactyla; Bovidae
Product: serine protease 58-like
Exons: 5
Coding region: 1-732 (243 amino acids)
Biological process (GO): proteolysis
Molecular function (GO): serine-type endopeptidase activity
Source: RefSeq, a predicted model, not a curated record